This is a messenger RNA of Sphaeramia orbicularis (orbiculate cardinalfish), 2053 nucleotides long. RefSeq names its product ankyrin repeat and SOCS box containing 1 (gene asb1). Gene Ontology annotation, molecular function: protein binding. The transcript is spliced from 5 exons. Gene Ontology annotation, cellular component: ubiquitin ligase complex. Gene Ontology annotation, biological process: ubiquitin-dependent protein catabolic process; protein ubiquitination; intracellular signal transduction. Lineage: Eukaryota; Metazoa; Chordata; Actinopteri; Kurtiformes; Apogonidae. The record is from RefSeq and is a predicted model, not a curated record. The coding region runs from base 181 to 1233 and encodes 350 amino acids.
GCAGUGCGGUGGGCAGCGGCCGGUUGUUUACGUCCGUGUCCGUCUGUUCGGUGUCGGUGGAGCCUUUCCGUGGGUGAAGUGGUGCGGGUGUAAUCUGCCUAAACGCUGUUUUAGUUAGCUGGUUGGCUGGUUAGUUGUUAACUAGUGUUAUUUAGGUGGACGGUUCAGGGUUUAGGGGCCAUGGCGGAGGGUCCGGAGGCGGAUGUGGACGAACCUCCCAGUAUCAGCCUCCCUCCGCUCAUCACCGUGUCCGACCUGCCAGGGGCCACGGCUGCAGGUCGAAACCUGAAGGAAUGGCUUCAGGAGCAGUUCUGUGAUAAACCCCUGGAGCAGGAUGACAUGCGUCUGCACAAUGCUGCCUACGUCGGAGACCUGGACACCGUCAGGAACCUGCUGCAGGAGGACAGCUUCAGACAGCGGAUCAAUGAGAAGUCAGUGUGGUGUUGUGGGUGUCUGCCCUGCACCCCCUUGAGGAUCGCAGCCACAGCAGGACACGCUGCCUGUGUCGCCUACCUGAUCGCUCAGGGGGCAGAGGUUGACCUGGUCGAUGUCAAAGGUCAAACUGCCCUCUACGUCGCAGUUGUUAAUGGUCACCUGGACUGUGUCCGCAUACUCCUCGAAGCCGGAGCUGACCCGAAUGGAAGCCGCCACCACCGCAGUACGCCACUGUACCAUGCCGCCCGAGUGGGUCGACUAGACAUCCUGCAGGAACUCAUCAGGUACAAUGCUGACGUAGACAUGGACCACCAGCUGGGUCCCCGCCUCCUUUUAAGUGCGCGGACCCUCAACACGUUGGUGGUCUGUCCACUGUACAUCAGUGCUGCCUAUCACCACCUCCACUGCUUCCGGCUGCUGCUCCAGGCCGGCGCUCAGCCUGAUUUCAACUACACCGGGCCCGUCUGCCAUGAGGCUCUGACCCGCGGCCUGGCAUCCUGCCUGCUGGAUGCUGUCCUGCGACACGGAUGUGAGGUGGCCUUUGUCCACCUGCUGCUUGACCACGGGGCCAACCCGGCCCUCGUGCCCUGGAAUGAGUCACAGCUGGAGGCUUCCAACCGGAGGAAGGUGGAUCCCGAGGCACUUGGUGUCUUCCUCCAAGCUAGAAGAUGUCCUCGCAGGUUGACAAAUCUUUGUCGAAUCAAGAUCCGCCGAGUAAUGGGCAAACACCGUCUGAACCACAUACCCUCAUUACCUCUACCACAACCCAUCAAGAACUUCCUGCUUCAUCAAAACUGAUCCUGAUUAUUUCCUAAAUGAAUCAUUAUCAGAAUAACUUAACCGCAUUUGGAAGCUAACAGUAGUUUAAUGUCAGUAUUGUAAUGUACUGAAAUGCUUUUCAUCUUAUCAGUGUGUCAGCUUGUUUUGGUUUGUGUCUUCUAAAUGUGAUAUUUUACAUCCUAUAUCACUAGAGGUGUUGUGGCCCUUUAUUAAAUCACACUCUCCAUCUUAAGAACCACAUUGACAUUGAGUAUUUAGGUACAAAGACCAAAAAUAUGCUGUGUAUUCAAUUGAGAAUAUGGUCAGUGUUAACUCAGCUGUUUCAGCCUUUCAUGACCACUCAGACAUUGUGAACAAUCACUAGAAUUAAAUUCACACUGUAGAUCACUGGGAUAAAUGCUACUGCACUGUCACCCACUGUCUUUAUGUUAAAUAGUGCAGUCCUACUUGUAGAAUAUUUAAGUGGAAAUCCUGAUGUUUUCAAAGAGAAAAAAACUCUUCAAUGAGCCAUUUCUGGUAAGAGUAAAGUUUACAUUUUGUGUAUAAUUACUGCCUAGAAGGAACCUACAACUGUUUAAUCAAAAUGAACAAACCUUGUUUUGUUGUAGCACUGACAAUCUGUUAAAAUUGAAGGGAAUAUGUAGAAUAAAUUGAAGUGUAAAAGUGUAUUUAUUAGCCAUAAAGCUGCCUUCUCUAAGUCUGUUGCACCUUCUGUUCUUCUGUACAUAUGUUGCACAGCCUUUGUCUCAUACACUUGUACUGUUUACCUUGUUAAAAUGUCAAUGCAGAUUGGCUUUGUUUAUUUUUAUUUGCAUACAGUAAAUGUAUUAUAAGUCUA